Molecule: messenger RNA, 2710 nt
Organism: Brassica napus (rape)
Lineage: Eukaryota; Viridiplantae; Streptophyta; Magnoliopsida; Brassicales; Brassicaceae
Exons: 4
Coding region: 1-1053 (350 amino acids)
Source: RefSeq, a predicted model, not a curated record
AUGGCUCCCAGACGUACCAAGGCGGCAUCUAGGAUCAAGCCACCAUACGCUCGGGAGCGAACCGAGAUCUCCCUCACAGAUCCGAACAUCCCUAAGUCUUCUGAGUCAAGAUGGGAUAAGGAAGCCUCGCGCCGCUGCAACACCCUUCUCAACACCAACAUCUUCCCGACACGAUUCGUCGACGCUGGGGCUUUAAGCGACCUAGGCCUCCAUGAGGAUUUACAUGCGGUUCUCCAAGUGCUGGGAAUAGCUGAUCUUUGUCACAGAACUCACCCGCUCUACCCUGAUUUGGUUAGGCAAGUCCUCGCCACCGCGGAGCUAACUUUCAAGAGGCCCGGUUUCCCAAUCUUUGAGGAGGCCUCCUUCACUUUCUUUGCGAGUGGUGUUAAGCACUCCAUCAGCUUGGAGACAUUGACUGAGAUUUAUGAGAUCUCCGAGGAGUACACUCAUACGUCCUUCCCCAGGAAGUUUAUCCCAGAGCAAGCAUUCUGGAAAUUCAUCGCUUCAAGGGAUUUCAAAUCCCGAUCAGCCAGUCAAUCUCACAUCCGCAACCCUGUUCUGCGAAUUACUACAAAGCUCCUGAGCAAUCUGCUUUUCUCAAAGGACCAGACGUCAAAGGUGACACGAGGGAGUUGCAGAUGCUAUGUGCCGGUGUUGAGGACGAGCUCAAAUCCUCCGACAUUGGGAUUCCGACCGAUGACAACCAGUCUGGGUUGUGUGCUUGUUCAGAUGUUUGUGGACAAGAAAGCCAGAGUGGUUAAGGGUUCUUUGAAGAAAGACCGUUCUGGGAGUUUGCUAACUCCUCUCUUCCGCCACUUAGAGUGUGAUCUCAGCAUCUAUCAGUGCAACGAGACAGCGGAGUUCAUUGAUAUUCCUUCCCUGAUCAACUGCCAGAUUCUCCGCGACGAGACCACCUACAGUUUCCUCAGUCGGGAUGGGAGAAACCUCUACUGCAAGCUGCCUCAACCGAACAUCACCUCGCUAAGUGAUGUGACCAACAUUUGUUUCGUCCCUGAUGCUCAGUUUCUCUGCGCCGAUCCAAAAUCAUCCUAGCGUGACGAUACUAUGGACGAUGUUGAGUUUGUCCGCACAGAUGGAGGCGACAAUGCAUAUGACCUGGGCCCCCUUGAUGACAACGCAGAUGACUCCGCCUACCGUCGCUGGAUGGUAGAUUCUCAGCGCAAGAACAACAGCCUCAUGAAGAGGAUACUGAAGGCGAUCACUGGACGAUGCAUGGGAGCUCCUAGCACAGCUGAACCUCGUCACGACCAGCCUACACCGAGCAGUCAUCGUCCAGGGAAGGAGCCAGCAGGAACUGCAAGGGGUGACGAAGAGACUCCAUGGGCCACUCCCCGCAGAAGGAACAUGCGUUCCGCGGGCCAGUCUGAGAGCGAUGACACUUACUAUUCAGUCUCCUAGUUCUAUCUCCAUUGUUAUAUCCGUUUGAACUAUUUCUAUUUCUAUUUCUGUUUCCUGCACUUUUUUAUUAUUUUAUCUUUUCCAUGAAUUAUUUUCUCACCAGGGAUGGUGAGACGUAAGUCUGGGAGAGGCGCUUAUCUGCUACUAAUCGUUUACUUUUGGUUUUAUGUUUAGAGUCACUCCGCUUUGAGUCGUUUUGAUGUCUUCAUCGAGUCAGUCCAAACUUUGUGGCACUACAAGAAAUAUGGGUAUUGGUAGCAGUUCGCGGUAGCACGAAUUCACCAACUGCUACCAAAAAUGUCAAAAUCGAAUCACAACUCUAUUGUAGCUUUAAAUUUGCGCUACGAUAAAAUUUCAUUAAAAGGAAACGGAAAAAUCAAUUUCGUAGCUGGAAUGUCAUUUUGGAAGUAAAAACAGUGAAAUUUCACAUUCGUACCAAAAAAAAAAACUUAAGUUACUUUUUGCCAAGUUAUUUCCGUUUUACAAAAGAAAAAAAAAAUUUCAUUCUCUCCAUCUUCUUCUUCAUUGUUUACUCAGAAUUAAUCUAUCCAUUCCAAUCGAAAAAACACAAAUGGAUUGGCCUUGUUCAAAGUCGAAUUCAGGAACCCUAAUCCGUCAAGCCACUGGAUCUCGUCGUCGUAGACUCUUCGUCUUCUUCUUCUUUCCGAAUCUCCUCCCUCCACGGCGAAUUGGCUCCUUCGCCUUCAUCCGUCGCUCUUCGCCACCAUCACAUUUCCCGUCUCUCGCUUCUUCUUCUUAUUCCCUACGUUUUAUCAGUUUCAGUUGCACAGGUCACUGAGGAGCAGCUUUGGGCAGGUCUAAGUCUCUUUUACAAGUUUAUCUUUGUUCGUGGUGUGUUCUUUGUCACGACUGGUUUUGGUUGUUUAGGUUGUUGACUGUUCCAUCACAUUCUGGGUCGGGUCUUGCUUUGUCUCCGCCGUUUUCGCCACCGCUUCAUAGAUCUGCCGUGUUCGAGAUCCGCCGUGUUCGACCUCGUGGCCGCCAAUCUAAGGAGAUGGCUUUUCAUUCCGAGGAGGACAAGAGUGAAGACUACCUCAUCAAGAUUGUUCUCAUUGGGGAUUGUGCAGUCCGGACAUCAAACUUGCUUGCAAGAUUUGCAAGGGAUGAGAUAUUGGUAGAUGUUAGUUGUGUAUUGUUGGAUCUGCUUCUUGCUGGAGAUUAGGUUCUGGAAACGUAAACUUCUGUAUUGAUUUAUCAAGUUAUUUAGUGUGGUUCUUAUGUGUUCAAGACUGUGACAAGGCCGUUGGCAUAAAGCUUCGUUAGACUUCAA